UCUUUAAUGUCUCCUCAUAUGGGAUCCGUUCCCAACCCCUAAUAAUUUUAGUUGCCGUUCUGUGAUGUGUGUGUUUUCUGAGGGUUGAAUAACUCUCCAUUCUGCACACACACCGAUUUCUUCUUCCGUUUGGUAAGUUUUGUUUAUUAAUUUAGGAUCUGAUUUUACCAACACUUCCACACAUGCUUGUCUUUAGCCAUCUGAGCUGUCUCAUUGACUAUUAAAUCGCUGUUUCUGGUCAGGUUUAAAAAUGUCUCACAGAUUUAUUCCCGGUGGCAGGGGCUGAGUCUGUGCUAUAAUCAAACGACCAAGGCCUGGAACUUUAAUUACGGGACCCUAAACGUACAUUUCCAAAUCCUUAGUCAGGCAGUGGAAUAAGUGGCCUGGUAUCAAUAGCUCUGGACACUCAGAACCGAACCCCGGCGUUGCAGGCUCAGCGUUUUUGAAACUCAGGUCAUUUAUUGAGAUAACUGACUGUUGGGCCCUAACUUCAUGUAGCUCAUUUGUUUGCUUGACCCCAAGUAGAAGUUCCAAUUUCCAGACCUGAUGUGAUCUCUUGGCUGGAGUGAAGGGAGGAGCUGUGGGGCCCCAGACUCCAGGGAGAGGAGGAAAGAGAGAUACUGAGAGAUGCCCACAGAGCAGGCGAUGGGACGGUUAGUGAGACCGAGGAGGAGAACCCUCAGCGGGAGUCCUGAGCAGGUGGAACCACAUAGGACAGUUUGGGAAGAUCCAAGGUGAAUAUUUCCCAGUGACCAGGGAUGGGAAAAACUUGUAAGGCCCAGUCCAGGCCACAGGGGCAACAAGGAAAAGAGCCAAGGCAGAGACAGGGUGAAUCAGCUCACCGGAGCAGAGGGGUUGGAAAAAUCAAAGAAACUGCCCAGCAGAGAAUCCCCACUGGAGACAGACCCAGUAUGUUUGGUGACUCUGGGAAAAGCUUACCUGGGAGUUCAGCCCAUCUUAUGCAGCAGACAAUCCACAAGGGGAAAAAACCCUAUAGAUGUGCUGAGUGUGGGAAAAGCUUUUCUCAGAGUACUACGCUCAUUAACCAUCAGAGAAUCCACACAGGAGAAACACCCUAUACAUGUCUGAUGUGUGGGAAAAGCUUCCGAUACAGUUCAGUCCUUGCUACACAUCAGAGAAAACACACUGGAGAGAAACCUUAUAAAUGUCCUGAGUGUCAAAAAACAUUCAGUGGCAGUGGAAACUUUAACAGGCAUCAGAAGAUGCACACAGGAGAGAAGCCCUUCAAAUGCACUGAGUGUGGGAAAAGCUUCAGGGAGGGCUACCACCUUGUUUCACAUCAGAGAAUGCACACGGGAGAGAGACCCUAUGAAUGCCCUGACUGUGGGAAACACUUCUCUGACACUGCUGGACUCAUUAUCCAUCAGAGAAUCCACACAGGAGAGAAGCCCUAUAUGUGCCCCAACUGUGGGAUCAGCUUUGUUCAGCCCUCACAACUUGUUAGACACCAGAGAAUCCACACGGGAGAAAAGCCCUAUAAAUGCCUGACCUGUGGGAAAAGCUUCAGUGAUAAGUCACUUUUAAAUCAACACCAGAGAAUCCACACAGGAGAAAAACCCUAUACAUGUCUGACCUGUGGGAAAAGCUUCAGAUACAGUUCAGCUUUUACCACACAUCAGAGAAAACACACUGGAGAGAAACCUUAUAAAUGCUCUGAGUGUGGGAAAAGCUUCAGUAGCAUCACAACCUUUAACGGUCAUCGGAAGAUACACACAGGAGAGAAGCCCUUCAAAUGCUCUGAUUGUGGGAAAAGCUUCAGGAGGCGCCCAGACCUUAAUGUACAUCAGAGAACACACACAGGAGAGAAACCCUAUAAAUGCCUGAUCUGUGGGAAAACAUACCGGUGUAGCUCACACCUUUCGAAACAUCAGAGAAUCCACACAAGCAAGAAAUCCUUGAAGUGCCCUGAGGGAAGGGCCAAGUGAAUAACGUCUUUGCCAAUUCCCUUGAAUCUCAGAGCGUCAGGCCAGGCUGGAGUGGCUGUGUAAUGGGGAUAUGCAAA
Molecule: messenger RNA, 2023 nt
Organism: Trachemys scripta elegans
Lineage: Eukaryota; Metazoa; Chordata; Testudines; Emydidae
Product: zinc finger protein OZF-like
Exons: 2
Coding region: 759-1946 (395 amino acids)
Biological process (GO): regulation of transcription by RNA polymerase II
Cellular component (GO): nucleus
Molecular function (GO): RNA polymerase II cis-regulatory region sequence-specific DNA binding; DNA-binding transcription activator activity, RNA polymerase II-specific
Source: RefSeq, a predicted model, not a curated record